Molecule: messenger RNA, 7488 nt
Organism: Plasmodium vinckei vinckei
Lineage: Eukaryota; Apicomplexa; Aconoidasida; Haemosporida; Plasmodiidae
Product: SNF2 helicase, putative
Exons: 2
Coding region: 1-7488 (2495 amino acids)
Cellular component (GO): nucleus
Molecular function (GO): ATP-dependent chromatin remodeler activity; DNA binding; ATP binding
Source: RefSeq, a predicted model, not a curated record
AUGAGAAUACGAAAAACAUGGUGUACAUUGUGCCGUGAAAAUUUCGAAGACGGGGAUGAAUGUAUUUGCUGUAAACAAUGUAAAAAGAAAUUUCAUAGAGAAUGUUUACAAGCAGAGGGCUUGAUAGAUAUUGAACAAUUAAGAGACAUAAAAAAUUAUAUAUGCUAUCAAUGCAUGAAUGAAGAUGAUGAUAUUCCCGAAAAUGAAGAUAGAUGUAAAAUAUGUCGUGAAAAAUCGUCAAAUUUAAUUUUAUUAUUAUGUGAUGGAUGCCCAAAUAGUUAUCAUGUUAGUUGCUUAGGAUUACAAGCAGAACCUGAGUCUGAAAAAUGGUAUUGUCCAGUUUGUAAACCUGAAGAACAUAAAAAUUUAGAUGUACGACGAAUGAGAAAAGGUUUUGCAAUAGAUAAUAUGAAUGGCGAUCAUGUAAAUUCCUCAAGUUGUUAUGUAUGCCAAAGACCUGGUAAAUUAUUAGGAUGUGAUUUUUGUCCAAAUUCUUUUCAUCCUACAUGUUUGCCAGAUUUAGAUUUUGAUAAUAUAUCAGAUCAAUGGGAAUGUCCAUGUUGUAAAAAUGAAGAUCCAUUACUAAAUCAAGGACAUAAAAGAUGGACGAAAAAUGAAAUACAAGAAAUUAUGAAAAAAAGGCAAAAAGAAUUAAAUUUUUGGAGAUCUAAAAUUAUAAAAUAUAGAAAUAGAUUUUUAUUAGCACAUCGAAAAGAUUUACAACCAUUUGUAAAUCCAAAAGUUUUUGCAAAUUUAACAAAAACAUUUAAAAAUGAUUUUUAUGCUGCAAAAUGUAAUACAAAUAAAAAAGGAGGGAAAGGUGAUUCUGGAAAAGGAACAAAAAUAACAUCUAUUAGUAGUAAUUCCUCAAAUAGUGGGAAAAAAUCCCUUAAUUUAGAUUCAAAAGAAUUUGAUGAAUAUAUAUCAUCAUUAGAAGAAGAAGCAAAUAAAAAUGCAAGUAAAUUUAUAGAAUCUGUUUUUCUUAGUGUUUAUCAGCCUAAUGGUAAAAAAAUAGAAAGACGACCUCUUGUAGAUAAUGUACAAUUAAAACCUCAUCAAGAAGAUGGAGUUGAAUGGUUAUUAAAAUCAUUUUUAACUGGCGGUGCUAUAUUAGCAGAUGAAAUGGGAUUAGGUAAAACUAUACAAACUUUAUGUUUUUUAUCUUAUUUAAAAUGUAAUAAAAUAGAUGGUCCUAAUUUAAUUGUUGUUCCAUUAUCUACUGUUGGUAAUUGGCUUCGAGAAAUUCAUAGAUUUACUCCACAUCUAACAUGUAUAAAAAUAUGUGGUUCUAAAAAUGAAAGAACCCAUGCUAAAGAAGACAGAUUAGCAGAAAAGGGAUUAUAUGAUUUAUAUGUAACUACAUAUGAAACUGUUAAAAAUGAAGAAGAAUUUUUUGUAGAAACAAUACCAAAAUGGCAAUGUAUUGUUUUAGAUGAAGCACAUCGAAUCAAAAAUCAAGGAGGUGCAAUUAGACACUCUAUGGACAGAGUUGUAGGAAAUAUGAGAUUACUACUUACUGGUACACCACUUCAAAACAAUUCAGCCGAAUUAUUUACAUUGAUUAAUUUUAUGUUUCCCGAUAUUUUUAAAAAUUCUGAAAUAAUUGAACAAGCUUUUAUGAAUACACCAAUGGGAGGAAAUAAUCAAAAUAAUUCCAAUUCAAAUACAAACAAUAAUAAUGGUAAUAAUAGUGGAAAUAGUAAUAAUUAUAAAUUAAAUAUAGGCAACAUAGAUUUAAAGUCAUCUAUUAAAGAAGAAGAUUUAAAAGCAAUUCGAUGUUUAUUAGAUAAAAUUAUGUUACGAAGGUUAAAAGAACAAGCUAUAACAUUACCUCGAAAAAUAUUUCAUGAUGUAUGGCUACCAUUAGGUAGUUUAUCAGCACAUUGGUAUAAAAGAUUAUUAGAUAUAAGAUCAAUGGUUGAAGAAAAAGUUAGUGUAAAAAAAUUAUUAGGGCUAGUUAUAAAAAUGAGAAUAAUUUGUGGACAUCCAAAAGGAAUUGUUAGUAGACCAUCACAAAUGGAAAAGUUAUUUGCAUUUUUUGAAGAAGAGAGUGAAGAAAUAAAAGAAGAAGUAAAAAAAGAUGCAAUAAAAUUAAAAAAUAUAUCAGGAGAGGAACAUAUAGAAUCCUCAUCUAAAUUGAUUUUUAUUGAUAAAUUAUUAUGUCAAUUACAUUAUGAAAAUUGUAAAUAUGUUAAAAAUUAUGCAGCUAAUUUUGAUAAGCAUAAAAAAGAAGUUGCUAUAUAUCAUUACCAUAAAAUGCAAGAACAAAAUCAAUCCCAGAAAAAAAAAAGAGAGCAUAGUGGUAAAUUUAAAAAAAAUGAAGCAUUAGAAAAUUCACCAUUAUUUAUGGAAAUAUAUAAUAAAGGAAAAUUAGAAUUAAAACCAACAUCUAAUGAUGAAGAUAAGUUAAAAAGUUUUAUGCAUACUGUUUCAAUUGAUAAUGAAUGUCCAUAUAAAAAAAAAAGAUGUAUAUAUGAUAAAAUAAAAGAAAUGAUUAAAAAUAAAAAUAAUGCUAAAUUUAAUCAAAAUAAUUUAUAUUCUGUUAAAAAUCCUUCCAAAGAUUUCUCCGAAUUUCAUUAUAAAGAAAAUAAUGAAAAUGAAAACAAAACAUUUGAUGAUGAAGAUGAAGAAGAAGAGGAGGAGGAAGAGGAGGAAACUGAAGAUGACGAGUACAAUUAUGGUGAUAAAAAUAAGGGCACCAAAAAAAAUAAAAAAAAAAAUCUAAAGCAAGUAUUUCCUGACGAGGACAGUAAUGAUGGAAGUAAUGAAAAUGGCACUGAUGCAGAGAAGGAAGAGAAAGAGGAAAACGAAGAACAAGAUGAAAAAGAAGAAAAGGAGGAAAAAGAAGAAAAAAAUGAGCAAGAUGAAUCAGGUGAAAAAAAUAGCAACACAGGCAUAAACAGCAAAAAUAUUGUCACCUUAGGAAAAAAUUGUAAAAUUAUAAAUAUAAAAGAAUUUUUUAAAAGCGAAAAAGAGAGUACUAAUACUGAAGGAAAAACAAAUGAAAACUCCACACAAAUAUCUAAUAAAGAAAACUUAGAAAAAAUAGAUGCAGAUUAUAUUAAAAAAGAAUAUGAAGGUGAUACAAUAAGUACAAUGCAUUUAAAUAAAAGUGAUACGGAAGAAAAAAUGAUGCAAGUAUCUGAAACAAAAGAUGAAAAUAAUUCAAAGUUAGAAAAAAAUGAAGAAACAGAAGAAAAUAAUAAUAUAGUUAAUGUAAAAAAAGAAGUAACUAUUCAACUUCCUUUUACAAGAUCAAAUUCGAAUAACGAAGAAGGGGAAAAUAGUCCCAAAUCAGAACCUAAAAUGCAUAAAGUUUUAAUCUUUACUCAAUUUCAAUUAGUAUUAGAUGAAUUAGAAGAAUAUUGUAAAUAUAGAUGUUGGAAAUAUAUGAGAUUAGAUGGGUCUACUAAUAAAUUAAUUAGAGAGUUAGAUAUUAGAGAAUUUAAUUUAUCUGAUAGUAUUUAUUUUAUAUAUUUAAUUAGUACUAGAGCAGGUGGAUUAGGUAUUAACCUAACGGCUGCAAAUCAUGUUAUUAUGUAUGAUGAGGAUUGGAAUCCAUUUAUAGAUUUACAAGCUAUUGAUAGAGCACAUCGUAUAGGACAAAAAAGAGAAGUAAAUGUUUGGAAGUUAAUGACGGAAUGGACGGUCGAAGAAAGAAUGGCUUUUAGGAGAGAGCAAAAAUUAAAAUUAGAUAAGUUAGUGGUUCAAACACAAGAAGAUGAAGAUAUGUUAGAUAACUUUGAAGAAAAAUUAUCUUCUGAUGAAAUUCGAAAAUUAAUGUUACAUGGUAAAGCUGCAAUACAAAAUAUGGAUGUUGAAGAAACUCUUGAUUUACCACUUGAAUUUUUUAUAGAAAGAGGUCGAAGGAAGUUGCCAAUUAUUAAUGGUAUUGAUUUAGAAAAAGAAGAAAAAAAUACAAUCGAGCAAGAAAUAAAAAAUAUAAAAGAAGAUAGAGAUCAACUUAAUUCAAAUGAUGAAGAUAAUAUAUAUGUACAAAAAGGAAAUUAUAUUAGUGAUGAUGAGGGAAGAGAUAAUAAUUAUGAUGAAAAUGGAAUUGACAUUGAUGAAGUAAUGCUUGAUGAAGCAGAAGAAUUACUUGAUCAAGGUCCUAAUAAUAAUGGAUCAGGUUCUUUUUAUGAAGAUGGUAAUAAUGAUAAUAAUACAGAUGCAGUUAAACGUGAUAAAGAACCACAUGGAAGUAAUAAUUCAGGUAUCGGAUUAACAUCACAAUAUUCUUCAAAUAAUAAUGGAGGUGAUUCUACUUUAUGGAGAUCUGUUAGAGAAAGAAAAAAACCACAAAAUAUGUAUACCCCUGAAUAUUGGGGACGAAAACAAGAAGUAAAACAAAUUAAACAUGAAUAUAGAUGUUUUAUAUGUAAUAAUACAAAAAAUUAUAAAACUACAGUAAAAGAUAGAAAUAAUAAUGAUAUAGAAAUAGAUUAUGGUGAUAUGAUAAAUUGUUUUAGAUGUCCUAAAACAUAUCAUAAAUUAUGUGAAGGUAUAAAAGAUGAAGUAGUUAAAAAAACAUGGACAUGUAGUUGGCAUGAAUGUUGUUUAUGUUUUAGAAAAUCAUCUCAAUGUGGUAAUUUAUUAAUACAUUGUGCUACUUGUCCUACUAGUUUUUGUUAUAGUUGUUUCCCUCCAGAUUAUAUACGAUAUUAUGUUGGUGAAGAAUAUUAUCACAACUUAAGACAAAGGGGUGUUAAUUUUAAUGCACAAAAUUGGGUAUGUUUCUUAUGCUCUAAAUGUAAAGCCGUUGAAGAGCAAAAGAAACGAAGAAAAAUGACCAAAGAAGAAAGAGAAAAUGAAAAACAAUUACAAAAGGAAUUAAGAAGUCAAUUACAUGAUAGUAAACAAGAAGAAAUUGAAACAAAAAAAAGAAAAAGAGCACAACAAUUAGAAAGAGAUAAAUUUAUUAUUGAAAAUAGAAAACGUAUUGAUGCGUUAGAUAAAAAAUAUGAAAUGCAAUUAAGAAGUGCAUAUGAAAAUUUAUUCCCUCCAAAAUUUAUUAAAGAAUUAAUUAACCGAAUUGAACAAGCCAAACUAUUAAAACAAAAAAGUGGUACAGGUCAAGAUGAAGAAAAUAAUACAUCUAAAGAAUUAUCAAAGAAUCAAAAUUCAAAAGAUUCUGAUAAUAAUACACCUAAAGAUUCAACAAAUAAAAAAAAAUCAACAACAUUUUUACAUACUAAGUUGCCAAAUAAAAUGUUAGUUUUAUGUGAAAAUUGUAAAUUACCAUGUCAUGCAAAUUAUAAAUAUCCAGGAAAUUGUUGUUAUCCUUUAGAGCUUGAUAAAUCUUAUUUUUAUGCAAACUCAUCAUUUAAUCCGUCAACAAAUAAUAAGGAUAAUAAAAAUGGGAAUACAGGAGAUGGUAAUACAGGAUGUGCUGAUGGUUCUGGCUUUGGGCAAUACCCAUGUUCCUCAACCUCAUCAAUGGAUAAAAAAAAUUCAGCAAAAAAAAAUAUGACUAAAGAUGGUGAUAAUAGCAAUAUGAACCAAAAUAAUAAUCAAGUAAAAGAAGAGGAAGAAGAAGAUGGUACUGAAAAAAAAAUAAAUUAUAAUUCACAAAAUAAUGAAAAAGAAAUGAAUACAACUGGUCAAUCAAAUUAUAAUAAUGAUGAAAAUCCAACAAAUAGUAGUCGAAAAAAUUUCGAUGAAAAUAAUAAUGAAGAUAAAAAUGAAAAUGAACAAGGAGAUUCACCAAAUAAUAAUAAUCAAGAUAAUAAUGGGAAAGCAAAAACAAGAAGAUUUUUAAGAGCUGUUUGUUCAAAAUGUGGAACUGUUCAACUUGGUAAGUUAGCUCAUUUUAGAAAACAUUGUGAUAAAUUAACAGAAGAAGAAAAAAAAGAAUAUGAAGAUAAGAGAGAAAAAUUAAAACAUCUAAUCGAAUUACUUAAUACAAAAAGUAUACCUGAUGAAUAUACAGAAGAAGAAUAUAAAAAUAUGUCUAUCUUUAAAUUUAAAGGUUUAUAUAGUACCUUUCAAGAUAAAGCAGAUAAUAUUUUAGAGGAUUGUAUUCGUGAAAUGAAAUGGGAUAUGCUUAUAUCUACUAAAAAAAAAACACUUAAAAAAGAAAAAGAAAAUAAAAAAAAUAAUAAUAACAAUAAUAAUAAUAAUGGAGGUAAUGGAGGAAUGGGUAAUAGUAGUGGCAACAGUAGUGGUAAAGGAAAAGGUGGUGGCGGAAAAGAUGGAAUGAAAAAAGGAGGAAGUAAUACAAAUUCAUCUGCUAAAUCAAAUUUAGCACAUUUGUUAUAUAAAAAUGCAUUAAUAAAUUCAUUAAAUAAAGAAGGAAAAGAAUUUAUUGAAAUUAUUAGUGAUAAUAUGACUGACGAGAUGAAAGAAUUACUAAGUCGUGAAUUAUCAUCUAUGAAAGGGAAGAGAAAAAAAGUUAUAAAUAAAAAUACAUUAAAAACUAAAAAAGCUAAAGGAAGUGGUGAAUGUGAUGAAGGAAAUAAUAAUACAAUAGAAGAUGGAAUAAUGAAUAGACAUAAUAAUAAUGACAAAUUUAAUGAAUUAAAAAAAAUAAGUUCAAACAAUAAUUUAAAUAUGUAUCAUGAUAAAUUAAAUAAAGAUAAAUCAAAUGAACAUUUUACAUUAGAUUCUUUUAAUGAUGAAUUUUUACAUAAAGCUAAAGAAUUUUUAAGGAUAACAAAAAAAAAAAUAAUUAAUAAUGGAUUUUCUGAAUCACCAAAUAUAGCAAAUGUAUUAAAUGUAGGAGAUAAAAAUAAUAAUAUGGAUAUUGAAAAAUCAAUUAUUCAAAAUUAUAUAAAAAAAAUGAAAAAUUCAUUAAAAAAUAAUCAACCUAAUCCUAAAAUUAUGACAGAACAAAAUUUUAAUAAACAUCAUCGUAUGAGUAGUUAUGAUCAUAAUAGAUCAAGUUCAAACUCACGAAUAGAUAUGUAUAAAAAUAAUUUAGAUAGAAAUAAUAAAUAUAAUAUUCAACCAUCUCAUAGUAAUUAUCGAAUUAAUAGAGGCGGUAGUGGAGACCGUAUCAAAAUAGGCGGUCUUGUAAAUGAACAUAAUAAUAAUAAUAACAGAAUAUUUACUCCUAAAUCUGCUGUACCAAAUAAAAACUAUCACUACCCAGACAUAAACGAUUUUAAUGUUGACAUUUUCAAUAUAGACAAGAAUGUUAAGCACAAAGAUGACUCGGGGGAAUAUGACAUAAAAAAAAUAACAAGCCUCUCAGAAAAUACGGGAACAAAUAAAGUACACGAAUAUAUACUAUAUAGAAAAAAAAAAAGUAACAGUAAUAGUAGAAAUCAUCAUGGGUAUGAUGAAGACAACAACUCUAAUUUCAAUGCCAUAGGAAGAAUGGGUAGUGGGCAUAAAAGAGAUGAUGUUGGCAUGAUGAAUAAAAAUGGAAAAAUAAAUAUGGACAACCAAAUGAAUUUAAAGAGACCUUCAAAUUCAGCUAAUGAUAGAAUGAAACAGUUAAAUCUGAAUGAUGUCAAAAGCUUUUUAAUAAAUGCUGAAAGGAAUUAA